Messenger RNA from Calliphora vicina (urban bluebottle blowfly), 1102 nucleotides. RefSeq lists its product as uncharacterized. The coding region runs from base 85 to 966 and encodes 293 amino acids. The record is from RefSeq and is a predicted model, not a curated record. The transcript has 3 exons. Lineage: Eukaryota; Metazoa; Arthropoda; Insecta; Diptera; Calliphoridae.
AUCAAAAUCAGUUUAGUUUUCCAAAGUCUUUAGAACAGUACAAACACUAUUAAGAACUUCUUAAAGAAAAUUUCGAUUUAAAGGAUGCCUAAAAUAGUUGCGUUAGUAUUUCUGAUGUUAGCGGUGGCUGUGGUAAAAGGAGAGUACCAUAUUAUACCACUGUUUUCCACCGAUACUGUUACCAACUCAUCUGCAGUACACAUGGACGCUUACCUCAACCUGAAUAGACAACAGCAUGAAAAAGAUAUUGACGAAAUCGAUAAAGAAAUUGAAAUAUUUAAACAGUCCUAUGACGCAAGUCUUGAUAUCAUUAAUAAGAAACUUGACCUGCUAGUUAAAUCUCUUGUUCAAACUGAUGCAAAAUUGAAUCCUUUAGUAGUUAUAAGUGAAUUAAGCAAAACAUGUGUCAGCAAAUAUCGUUAUUCGAUACCCACUGUCACAUCUACCAAAAAUCUAAUAGCGGAUUGCAUUAAUACAGCCAGUUACAAACUGCCUACUAUAUUGGUUUCAGCUAUUAACACCAGAAACGACUUGGAAAACUUUUACAAAAACACAUUUGAAAAUAAUAUUUUAAACUGUGAAAGGGAAUUUGGCAAAUUUCAUGGAAACUACUCCAGUUGUAUUACAAAUGUGGUAGCUGACACUACUACCAAAACUUUGAUUAGUCAAAAGACGUUUGAAGAUGAAAUGGCUCAAGUUGAGUGUAUCGCUGCGGCCACUAUAAAAGUAGCUUUGGAUUGCAGUUACGCCAUCGAACAUCUUACAAUUACAGAAAUUGCAAGGGCCACUGCUUUUAUUAACAAUUGUAUGGUGGGUCAAGAUAAUUGCAAACCAUGUCUGGAAUAUACGUGUGCAGAUGUCUAUUACAUGGAACGUUCUGAAAUAGAUGGUGACAGUAAAGUAAUUAAUAAUCCAUUUUAUGGACAAACUGAUCUUAAUGAUUGCGUAAUGUUGAAAGUUAAUUAAAAAAAAUUUAUAAAUUUUCAAAAACAUUCUUGCUAUAUAUAAAUCAUAAAUACUUCCCAAGUUUCAAACUGUUCUCCUAUGUAUUCAUAUUAAGCAGCUCAUUAAAAUUUCAAAAAUUAAACAAAAUUACAGUAUU